AUGGGGAACCGGGGCAUGGAGGACCUGAUUCCCCUUAUUAAUAAACUUCAAGACGCGUUCAGCUCCAUAGGACAAGCUGCCAACCUAGAUCUGCCCCAAAUAGCGGUGGUCGGUGGGCAAAGCGCAGGGAAGAGCUCCGUGUUGGAAAAUUUUGUCGGAAGGGACUUCCUGCCGCGUGGAUCAGGCAUCGUAACUCGCCGACCGCUAAUUUUGCAGCUUAUCAACAAUAAAGCAGAAUAUGCCGAGUUCCUGCACUGCAAAGGAAAGAAAUUUGUGGAUUUUGAUGAAGUGCGUUCGGAAAUUGAAGCGGAGACCGACCGGAUAACAGGCUCCAACAAAGGCAUUUCUGCCGUCCCAAUUAACCUGAGGGUCUACUCCCCGCACGUGCUCAACCUGACGCUAAUUGACCUUCCUGGAAUGACGAAGGUUGCCGUGGGAGACCAGCCUCAUGACAUUGAGUUUCAGAUCCGAGACAUGUUGAUGCAGUUCAUCACCAAAGAGAGCUGUCUGAUCCUUGCUGUGACCCCCGCCAACACUGACCUGGCCAAUUCAGACGCCCUGAAGAUUGCCAAGGAGGUGGACCCCCAGGGAACGCGUACCAUCGGUGUCAUAACAAAACUGGAUCUUAUGGAUGAAGGGACAGAUGCAAAGGAUAUUUUGGAAAAUAAACUUCUUCCGUUGCGUAGAGGUUACAUCGGCGUUGUGAACCGCAGUCAGAAAGAUAUUGAUGGAAAGAAGGACAUCCGUGCAGCUCUGGCCGCUGAGAGGAAGUUCUUCUUGUCCCAUCCUUCGUACAGACACAUAGCAGAGCGCAUGGGGACGCCUCACCUUCAAAAGACACUCAACCAGCAACUAACAAACCACAUCAGAGACACGCUACCGGGACUGCGCAACAAGCUCCAGGGUCAACUGCUGUCCCUGGAGAAGGAGGUGGAGGAGUACAAAAACUUCAGACCAGACGACCCCACACGCAAGACCAAAGCUUUACUGCAGAUGGUGCAACAGUUUGGUGUGGAUUUUGAAAAAUGCAUCGAGGGCUCUGGAGACCAAGUGGACACCAAAGAACUGUCUGGAGGCGCCAAAAUCAACCGCAUCUUCCACGAACGCUUCCCUUUUGAGCUGAUCCGGAUUGUGUUUGAUGAGAAGGAGCUCAGACGGGAAAUCAGUCAUGCAAUCAAGAACGUCCAUGGUGUCAGAACGGGCCUGUUCACUCCAGACCUGGCGUUUGAGGCCAUCGUCAAAAAGCAGAUCGUAAAGCUGAAAACUCCCUGUAUCAAAUGUGUCGAUAUGGUCAUUCAGGAGCUCAUCAACACAGUCAGGCAGUGCACCAACAAGCUCAACUCUUACCCCAGACUCAGAGAGGAGACAGAGAGGAUCGUCACCACUCACAUCCGAGAAACCGAAGGAAAAACGAAGGACCAGGUUCUGCUGCUGAUUGACAUUGAGUUGUCCUACAUCAACACCAACCAUGAGGACUUCAUUGGUUUUGCUAAUCCCGAGUACCGGAGGCUGGACGACGGUAGCAGCCCAGGGUACCCCAACAGCAGUGCCCAGCAGAGGAGCACAGCAGCGAACAAGAAGAGGCCAAUGCCCAACCAGGUGAUCCGGAAAGGCUGGCUGACCAUCAACAUCAGCAUCAUGAAAGGAGGCUCCAAAGAGUACUGGUUCGUGUUGACCGCGGAGUCGCUGUCCUGGUACAAAGACGAGGAGGAAAAAGAAAAGAAAUACAUGCUUCCUCUGGACAACCUGAAGCUCAGAGAUGUAGAGAAAGGCUUUAUGUCCACCAAACACGUCUUUGCCAUUUUCAACACAGAGCAGAGAAAUGUAUACAAGGACCUUCGUCAGAUUGAGUUAGCCUGUGAGUCUCAAGAGGACGUGGACAGCUGGAAAGCCUCUUUCCUCAGGGCUGGAGUUUACCCAGAGAAGGACCAGUCAGAGGUUGAAGAAUCGGCUCCUGCGGACACAUUUUCUAUGGAUCCCCAGUUGGAGCGACAGGUGGAGACGAUCCGUAAUCUUGUGGACUCGUAUAUUGGCAUCAUAAACAAAUCCAUCCGCGACCUCCUGCCCAAAACCAUCAUGCACCUCAUGAUUAACAAUUCUAAGGACUUUAUCCACUCGGAGCUGCUGGCCUACCUCUACUCCAGCGGGGACCAGAACAGCCUGAUGGAGGAGUCUGCGGACCAGGCCCAGCGCAGAGACGAGAUGCUGCGGAUGUACCACGCCCUGAAGGAGGCGCUCACCAUCAUCGGAGACAUCAGCGCCACCACCAUCUCCACGCCGAUACCCCCGCCCGUCAACGAUGGCUGGAUGCAGAACUCCAGUCCCACGCCUCAGCGCAGGCCGCCUCCCGUCUCCACGGCUCCCCCCAGUCGGCCUCCUGGAGUCCGGGGUCCAACUCCUGGUCCUCCCCCAAACCCCUCUCCUCCGUUCGGGGCUCCUCUGAACCCCUCGCCAGCUUUCGGAGCGCCCCCCAUCCCGUCCCGCCCCGGCCAGCCCAUGAAUGCCUUCGACCCCUUCAGCGCCCCCCCACAGAUCCCCUCCAGACCUGCCCGCGUGCCCCCAGGCGUGCCCAGUCGAAGACCUCCGGGUGCUCCUUCUCACCGGCCCACCAUAAUCCGCCCCGCUGAGCCCUCCCUGCUAGACUAG
Molecule: messenger RNA, 2646 nt
Organism: Knipowitschia caucasica
Lineage: Eukaryota; Metazoa; Chordata; Actinopteri; Gobiiformes; Gobiidae
Source: the annotation of a GenBank genome assembly